AUGAGAUCAAACCAGUUGUUAGCCAAACAAUCCAAAUGUUACUUUGGUGUGCCUCAGGUGGAGUACUUAGGGCAUGUUAUAUAUAUUGAAGGGGUUUCAACAGACCCUGCCAAAAUAGUGGCAGUCCAAAAUUGGCCUAUGUCUGCUACUCUUAAGCAACUUAUAGGGUUUUUGGGCUUGGCAGGUUACUAUAGAAGAUUUGUAAGGAAUUAUGGUACUAUGGCCAGACCAUUGACUGAAAUGCUAAAAAAGGACAAGUUUCAGUGGACUCCUGCAGCCAAAAUAGCCUUUCAACAACUCCAAGAGUCCUUCACCUCUGCAUCUGUCUUGUCUAUGCCUAAUUUCACAUAG
Molecule: messenger RNA, 351 nt
Organism: Glycine soja
Lineage: Eukaryota; Viridiplantae; Streptophyta; Magnoliopsida; Fabales; Fabaceae
Exons: 1
Coding region: 1-351 (116 amino acids)
Source: RefSeq, a predicted model, not a curated record